Messenger RNA from Colletotrichum godetiae, 1047 nucleotides. RefSeq names its product Ureohydrolase. Bases 1 to 1047 code for a protein of 348 amino acids. The record is from RefSeq and is a predicted model, not a curated record. Gene Ontology annotation, molecular function: metal ion binding; agmatinase activity. Lineage: Eukaryota; Fungi; Ascomycota; Sordariomycetes; Glomerellales; Glomerellaceae. The transcript has 6 exons.
AUGCAGUUCAACGGCCACUGCAGAGACCACUCUGCGUUCGCAGGUAUCACGACCUACGGGCUGCUGCGCCAUCUUCCCUGCCUUCAAGACGAGUCUGUUGCUUUUGACAUUGCCACUAUUGGUAUCCCUUUCGACAGUGGUGUGACCUACCGCCCAGGAGCUCGGUUCGGCCCUUCGGCUAUCAGACAAGCUUCUCGCCAUCUGACUCUAGCAGGGGGCUACAAUGCACCUCAACGCGUGAAUCCUCUCAAGUUUUGGGGACAAGCACUUGACUGUGGCGACAUUCAAGCUUCACCCCAUGACAAGGAGGUCGCAAUGAAAGAUAUCGAAAAGGGAUAUGCGAGCCUGCUCCAGCGCCCAGCCUACACGAAAUCACUGACCACCGAAUCGAACGAUCUGAGAACAAUUCCUCGACUUCUCACGCUGGGUGGUGAUCAUACGAUUCUGCUGCCGAUUCUUCGAAGCAUCCACAAAGUAUACGGGCCAGUCAGCGUCAUUCACUUCGAUUCCCAUCUCGAUUCGUGGAAUCCAACGCAAGGAGCGCCAUCCGAUGCAGCACAAAUCACGCACGGGAGCUUCUUUUACUGGGCGAACCAGGAGGGCUUGAUUUCCAACUCGAGCAAUAUGCACGCUGGCCUCCGCACGACUCUGUCAGGGCUUGGAGACUAUAACGAAGACGAGUUAUGUGGCUUCGCGCGCAUUGAGGCUCGUGAGAUUGACGAAAUUGGCACACGUGGCAUCAUCAAGAAGAUCAUCGAGCGUGUCGGCACCGAUAAGCCGGUCUACUUGUCCAUCGACAUUGACACACUCGACCCUGCCUUUGCUCCAGCAACCGGAACUCCCGAAACUGGAGGUUGGUCUACACGUGAACUACGUGCGAUCAUUCGAGGUCUCUCUGACGUCAACAUAAUUGCUGCGGAUGUCGUUGAGGUAUCUCCAGUAUAUGACACGAACGCUGAGGUCACAUCACUCGCGGCGGCAGACUUGAUAUAUGAGAUCAUGAGCAUUUUUGUGAGAAGAGGUCCGAUGACAAUGGCCUAUGAGUGA